Cyanidioschyzon merolae strain 10D is the source of this 1947-nucleotide messenger RNA. RefSeq lists its product as hypothetical. The record is from RefSeq and is a predicted model, not a curated record. The transcript has a single exon. Gene Ontology annotation, molecular function: guanosine-3',5'-bis(diphosphate) 3'-diphosphatase activity. Bases 1 to 1947 code for a protein of 648 amino acids. Lineage: Eukaryota; Rhodophyta; Bangiophyceae; Cyanidiales; Cyanidiaceae.
AUGAGCUCAGAGGAGAAACGGGAUCAUUCUUCUUCAACACACGCUGUUUCUGCCGAGGUGUUGUCGUCCUUGAUCGCUUUUGGACUCGGUUGGCUGCUCCGCGGAAACCAGCGGCCGUCUUCCACGAAGCUGACCAAGGUGCGCCGCUCAGACCCGGCACCCUCAGUCGUAACGACGUCUUCAGUGAUUCUGAGAGUCACUGGCGCAGAAGUAUUUGAGGGGGACGGCGUUGCUGCGUCGGAGCAGGAAGAGCUUCUAAUCGACCAGGUAAUUCGGGCAGUUGCUGCGCAUCGCGCCUCUGUGCAGCGUCUCCAGUCAUUGAAGAGCCAGUCUGCAGACUCGAAAGCGCCUAGUGCUGUUGACGCAGCUGUGCACGGUACCGCGCAAGACGCUGAGCAGGCAGUGAAGCAGGAUGGCGUUCUCUCCGCGAGUGCAGAAACCGGCGAGCCUGCUCUCGAACGCACUGAUGCCAGCACUGUGGUCGAGUUGAGUGAGCAAGAGCGCAUAUGGUCCGAGGAGCUUGCUGCAAUACUGAAGCAGCGUCGUCCACUCAAACAGAAACCAGCUCGUUGGUGCCGCACGCCGGACGAUUUCAUCGCUAUGCUGCUUCACGCUUGCGUUUUCGCUGCACGGAAGCAUCGGAACCAUCGCCGCAAGGAUACAGAACGUACACCCUACAUUAAUCAUGCACUGAAUGUUGCGUAUGCACUGUGGCACGAUGGUCGCGUCCGAGAUGGUCGGGUUAUUCUGGCCGGCAUUCUUUGUCAUGCCAUCAGCGAUGAGCACUUUGCUGCACACACUGAAAACGCUUUGACGCAAGAAGCUUUGCCUGACGACUUGGACGAAAACCACGAUGGCAAGCUUCUCUUGACUGCUGCAAACGCAUCAUCCGCUUCGAGUGCUUCCAUCGUCGAGAUCGAAAAGGAGUUCGGCAUUGAAAUUUCCAGCAUUGUGCGUGAAUGUUGGGCGGAAAAACGUGUUCUAAGCCGCCAUCUCGCUGAGAAAACCGUGCAACAUCCUUUGGAUCAAAGAGCAAGACUACAGAAUGACUUUCUCACUGAGAAGAAAAGCACUAAUAUGCUCCAUGAAGAGAGCACCGCAAGAGCGACUGGAGCUUCCACUGAACGGUCCCUGUGGACACGUCUCUUCUCGAGAGCCCAGCCAAAUGACGUGAAGGGAUCGGAUACGGCCGUGCAAGGGGAAACACCUGGCUCUGAAAAAGGACUCUCAAACAUGUGGGGAAGAGCGAAGGACUGGCGCGUCAUGAAAGCUUCCAGCAUGCUGACCCGGAUGGACCGCAAAAAAAUUGAGGCUGCCUGUAGCAUGUUGAAGAGUAAGGAGGCCAAAAUGGUUCGACUCGCUGACAAACUCGUGAACUUGCGUGAGAUUCUUGCAUGUGAGCAGGGCCGCCCGCACGGGUGGAGCCAGCAACGAACCGCAGAGUAUUUCGCUUGGGCUGACGCCCUCCAGCGGCGUAUCGGCAACGCCUGUCCACCACUGGCAAAAGCUAUUGAGAAAAUCGUGAAAAUGCACCGGUCACAAUAUGAUUUGGAGAAGAAUCUCAGUCGUGAGCCGGCGCUGGUGAUUGCGACCGGCAUACAGAAAAGCCAUAAUGACGGAGAGGCGUCUAUCCUGUCGUCAAGCACGGAAGAUGAGCAUUCUUCCGGAAAAGAAGGACUGUUCGGGCUCUCGCCUUCGAAUCCACUUGAUAAGGAAAACUUCGCAGUCGUUCGAGGCGCACCAUUUAGAGUUGGUGCCCUGGCACCUGACGGCGGACAACAACACCAAAAAUACGUUCUCAUAUCCGACUAUCUAGAGAAGCACGUCAGCAAGCCCCUGAAGAGCUCGACAAUUGAAGCAGACACGAGCAGUUUGACGAUCAGCACGCUUGAUACGCCUGCAAAACGUGGUGUACUCCUCGAGCUCCAGUCCACUGAAUCGCUGUAG